GAUACGGGCAUAUAGACUUUCCCCUCUUAUUAUUGGAAUUACAAAAACUUUUCUUGCAAGUUAAUCAACCCCAUGAAAUUUACUUGUGGUCUAAAUUUUGUAGUUAACUCUCCAUCCUAUUGUUUUAUGAUUAAAAUGGGUACAAGCAUGAUUAAAUAAAAGCACCUCCCGCUCCCCCAUUGUUUUAGCUUUCAAUUUUUGGAGCCCUAGCUACUCAGUAGCUGCCCACCAGAUCCGAGCAACGAUGAAGCUCGUAAGAUUCUUGAGGAAAUUAAAUAACGAGAUCGUCUCAAUCGAACUCAAGAACGGCACUGUCGUUCAUGGCACCAUUAUAGGAGUUAAUGUCAGCAUGAAUACACACGUGAAGACUGUUAAACUCAUACCUAAAGGAAAGAACCCAAGGCUAAAAGGAGUUGUAAUACAUUAGAAAGCUCAGUACUGAAGUUGCUCUUGCUUCUGCCCAUCUUUGUCUCACCAAAUGUCCAUUUUGUUUCGGAUGUUUACUCACAAAAAACACGCUCUGCUCCGCUUUCCCAUUCCGUUCUUCCCCUUAAUUCAUACUUCCUCACAACAUAUGCAAAGCAACAUCAAUGACAGCAUCAUCUCCAUAGUCGAUUCUCUACAGAAAGGCCACAACUGGAAAAUCCUCACGAAAAAAUUCUGCUCCGUCAAAUUCACCAAGCCUAUGGUUGAGAACAUACUCUUGCAGCUCAAAGAACCCAUUAAUUCAAGAAAAGCCCUCAACUUUUUCCAUUGGUCAGCGAAGGAAAUGCAUUUCCAACAUGGGCUUUCAAGUUACUGCAUAAUAAUCCACAUUUUGGUGAAAGCCAGGCUUAUCAGGGACGCCAAGGGAUUGUUUGAAUCAGUCUUAACCAGAGAUUUUUCUGAUAGUAAAGCGCAAACAUUUUCUGUUGUUGAUUCGUUGCUUGAGAAUUAUGGAGUUGUUGAUUCUGUCCCGUUCGUGUUUGACUUGUUUAUACAAACUUGUGCAAAAUUGAGAAUGGUUGAUGGUGUUGUUGAUGCUUGCAAGUUGUUGUUUGAUCACGGGUUUACUUUGAGUGUGAUUAGUUUCAAUACUCUUCUACAUGUAAUGCAAAAAUCUGACAAGGCCCAUUUGGUUUGGGGAGUAUACGAGCAUAUGAUUGACGCAAAAAUAUGCCCAAAUGAAGUGACGAUGAGAAUCAUGGUUAAUGCACUGUGUAAAGAAGGGAAAUUGGAGAAGUUUCUUGGUAUUGUGGAUAGGAUGCAUGGGAAGAGGUGUUCAGUUCCUCAGCUAAUAGUGAAUACUUGCUUGGUUUAUGAGAUGAUAGUGGAGAACAGGAGUGAAGAUGGGCUGGUGAUAUUGAAGAAGUUGUUGCAGAAAAAUAUGAUUCUGGAUACUAUUUCAUACUCUUUGAUUGUCUUUGCCAAGGUGAAGAUGGGCAAUUUGGAUGCUGCAAGACAGAUAUAUGAAGAAAUGCUUAAGAGAGGUUUUGAAGAGAAUGCUUUUGUGUGCAGCUUGUUUGUUGGUGCAUAUAGUGAGGAGUUGAGGAUUGAUGAGGCAAUUGAGCUAUUAGAAGAGAUGGAAAGGUUGGGUUUGAAGCCUUUAGAUGAGACAUUUAAUCAGCUGGUCAAAGGUUGCUCAUUGAAUGGACGCUUGGAGGAUAGCUUGGUCUUUUGCAAGCAAAUGAUAAGGAUGGGGCUUCUUCCUAGUCUUUCAGCUAUUAAUGAGAUGUUUGGGAAGCUCUGUGAAAAUGGGAAGACGAAGCAUGCUGAUGAAAUGUUGACAAUCUUGUUGGAUAAAGGAUUUGCUCCGGAUGAAAACACAUACUCUCAUCUUAUUUCUGGUUAUGGUAAUGAUGAUGAUAUGGAGGGGCUUACAAAACUUUUAUUUGAGAUGGAAUACCGUGCAAUCUCUCCUAAUGUUUUGGGCUUUAAUUCAUUGAUUAUCAGUCUCAGCAAGUGUGGAAGAUUGAAGGAGGCUGAGAAGUAUCUAGAAAUAAUGAAAGCUGGAUCCCUUGUUCCUAGUCCAAAUGUUUAUGAGAGAUUGAUUGUUGGCCACUUGCAGAAGGGUAGCAAGACGAGGGCUCAUCAACUUCACAGUGAAAUGGUUGGAACUAAUCAAAGACCGAUGCAAGACAAGUGGGAUUAAGUUGUUUCGCUACUAGUUCUUGCAAAGGCAUACAUGUUAAAGCAUGAAGGAUAUCUCCAGGAGCUAUCUUACACCAGGUACAAUCGCAACUAGUUAGUCUAGAAUAUACAUUUGAGUUUUGUGGUUGUAUGACAUCCCACAUUUGUUACAUUCCAUUUUCAGAGUUAAUGUCAUUUGUGGCAAAAGUUAAUAAUA
Messenger RNA from Sesamum indicum (sesame), 2326 nucleotides. RefSeq names its product Pentatricopeptide repeat (PPR) superfamily protein. Gene Ontology annotation, molecular function: protein binding. The record is from RefSeq and is a predicted model, not a curated record. NCBI's taxonomy places the organism in Eukaryota, Viridiplantae, Streptophyta, Magnoliopsida, Lamiales, Pedaliaceae.